Messenger RNA from Colletes gigas, 653 nucleotides. It is a transcript of the gene D1, whose product is annotated as high mobility group protein I-like. The transcript is spliced from 3 exons. NCBI's taxonomy places the organism in Eukaryota, Metazoa, Arthropoda, Insecta, Hymenoptera, Colletidae. The record is from RefSeq and is a predicted model, not a curated record. The coding region runs from base 300 to 653 and encodes 117 amino acids. Gene Ontology annotation, molecular function: DNA binding.
GGUCUACUACAGUGCAUCGUCUGUUCCAGAUCAGUCGUGCCUCCCUGUUCGUACAGUAAAUUCUGUUCGAGUUGCAGCUUCGUGCAGUGGAUGUAGACGGUAGUAUUAAAAGGAACAUUAAAAAGAGGAAGCCUGGAUAGUUUCUGUAUAAGCAGUACACAAGGAAAUUCGGAGUGUUUUAAUAUACUAUACGGGUUAGAAAUAUAGCCCGGUUUUCUCACGCCACGACGCGCGCGCCGGCCGAACGGUUGCUUUGUCUCCAUACACACGAGAAAUUUGAGUGAUAAAGAGGAUAAAAAAUGUCAGAUGAUAAUUCAUCGCCCAUCGUUGAAGAGCAAAAAAAGAAACGAGGUAGGCCGUCGAAAGGAGAUAAAAAUGCUGUCAAAGAACCUAAAAAACGAGGGAGACCUACUUUAGACAAAAAUAAUGCACUACGUGCUGCAAAGUCUGAUAACGAAGAUGAAGGAUCACCUGUACCUGUUAAAAAGGGUAGAGGCCGGCCAAAAGGUUCUCACAAAAAGAAGCAAUCUCCUAAAGGAACUUCUUCAGGACGUGGCCGUGGUAGACCAAAAAAGAAAGAAGAAAAACCAGAAAGUACUGGUGAAGAAGAAGAUGAACAAGAGGAGGAGGAAGAGGAGGAAGAAGAGAAUUAA